Postia placenta MAD-698-R-SB12 is the source of this 2715-nucleotide messenger RNA. RefSeq lists its product as hypothetical. The annotation marks the transcript as partial. Lineage: Eukaryota; Fungi; Basidiomycota; Agaricomycetes; Polyporales; Adustoporiaceae. The transcript is spliced from 8 exons. The record is from RefSeq and is a predicted model, not a curated record.
AUGCUUGGCAGCGAAGGUAUCCUAGAAUACCGACGCAAUCUGAUCAAGCAAGGAGGGCAAGGAGAAGAGCCCGUCCAUCAUUGCGAACAUUCCACGUACUUUUCACGGCGAGCCACCCAGUCCACAAGCCACACCGUCCGCAUAUAUUCAUAUUUAAGAGAUGUGUCGAGCGACCUCAAUCCAAGACCCGCGUCCCCUAUGGAUCGUAAGCUGGAAUCCCCCGUCUGUCAGAAAUUUUCGAACCUCAAUAUUAACGGCACACCCUCUGCCCCAAAGGCCACUAGCAGGGAUGCAUAUCUACAAGGUGACACCGAUGCCAGACGUCAGGCAGUCAUUGAAGACAUUGGCAAGGCGAUUCCCCAGGUGCCUGUCAGCUAUUUCAUGAAGGCACUGGUUCCCAAAGUACGCAGAGGGAUCAAUGUCGACAAGACUAUGAAAAAGCUCAAGAAAGAUGGCGAUAUUGUCGAUGGCCACUGGGCUGUUCUACCCGAUGAUCCAAAGAAGGCGUCUUUAAAGGAAGAUGAUUACUUCAAGUCGCUCGUCAAUGUCGCGCGAAAGAUUGUCUCAGCAAGCGGCGGAAAGGAGAAAGACCAGCUCCUGGAACUCGUUCAGCAGCCCAGCGAGUCACCGGAAGCCUAUACAAGGACAUCGGAAACCAGGCCCGACGGCUGUUUCGUACUGAAGGAGAGGCCAGCGCGCCUUCAGUGGAAAGACGUGGCAUUAUGUGCAGAAUACAAGAAGAGAGACCGGCAGGGCGAUAAAGAUGAUGAUGUGCUCAAGGUCCUCUGGAGCAUGCACCAAUGCAUGCGUGAGGAUGCAAGGCACCGGUUUGUCUAUGGUAUGACUAUCGAGAACAAUACCAUGAGGCUGUGGUUCUCUAGCCGUGCAGAUACCCUCGUUAGUGAAACGAUUGACUGGAGAACAGACUGCAAGGCUGUCGUGCAUUUUUUCUUAGCAAUGAUGUUCGCAAAGGAACACCAGGUCGGUUGGGAUCCUACUAUCGAGUACGUUGUGGAUCCCAAAGAUAAACACAAACUCGUUCCCGGGAAAGACGGGGCACCGUGCUUAAAUAUCUUGAUGCAAGACGACAAGAAAAGACGGACUUGGUACCGCACAUAUGGCCUCCUCUCCGAUCAUGGCGCUCAUGGCGGGCCAGGUCGAGGAACACGGGUCUGGAAAGCAAGGAAGUUGAAUAGGAAUAAACAACCAGAGGGCGACUUUGUUGCGCUGAAAGAUUCAUGGAUCGACCACGAUAGACCCAGGGAAGGAAGUAUUAUGCAAGCCGUUUUGGAUUCGGUGUCCGACCCGGAUGAGCGGGAUCUUCUCGCCGAGCUUUGCCUGACUGUGAUUGUUCACGGCGACGUUCACAUUGAAGGAGCGCGAGACGACACUCGAGAGGUCAUGAGACGUGGCUAUGAUAUUCCGGCUGAUUAUGGAAGUUUCAAGCUUCAAGGGCGCCCGAAGGAUGGCAUAUGCACGAAAACCAACAACACUGGAGCAAGCUUUCCGUCAAACUCCGGAACUGGGCACCCUCGCUCACAGAAACCGCAGAAAAAACCAGCCACUCCGAGACCUCAUUUGCAUCAUCCGCGAGUCCACUACCGUAUCGUUUUCGAGGAAGUGUGCAAGCCUAUAUAUGAUGUAACUUCGCUCAAAGACAUUUUCGCCAUUUUGAUAGACGCAUUGUCAGCUUUGAAGAUCAUGCACAAAGCUGGAUGGGUGCAUCGCGAUAUCAGUUCGGGCAAUGUGCUCGGGUUCAUCCGCAAUGGCCGAAUGGUAGGCAAGCUCGCAGAUCUCGAGUACACUAUGAAAGUCAGCGCUCCAGACAAAGGGUACCAUGAGAUCCGUACAGGAACGCAGGAAUUCAUGGCCGUCGAGGUAGAAGGCACGAAAUAUUACUUCAAUGGGACGAAGACGAAGACUGUCCUUGACACGUCGAAACUUUCAGCUCGGCAAGAACGCGACAUGCUUCAAUCAGGCGAAUUAGCUGACGAUAUUAAACCUGUGACAAACGCAGCUCUCGAAAACGCGGUGUUUCGAUACAAUCCCCUCCACGAUCUCGAAUCCCUUUGGUGGCUCGCGGCUUAUUUCAUUUUCAACAGAGCUGUCAUCCUCGUCGGCGGAAAGAUGCCGCCCAUGGGCGCCGCCGAGCUAGGAAACUACGAAGAACAACGCAUGUGUGCAGCGGAAAUGUUCUACUCAAGCCAUUACAGGCACACACUCAUGACGAGCGAGGAUACAUUUCCAGCAUGGAUCCCUCGCCUACAUGGGGCUGUCCGGCCAAUAGCAAGUACCCUGAAGCACAUGCGGGAGCAGCUAGAGGCGCGCUACAGAGAAGUGGAGUUCGACGCCACAUCCAUGGCUAUGAUCGAUCACACUGUCGCGGUUAAUGUUGCUGCUUUCUUCAUGCGUCGUUUAGGGGACGCCCUGCAAUACGCUAAGGUCGAGGAUAUCGAGGUGGGUGCCCUCGAUGUUGACCCACGGGCAGCAAUCGUCCCUCCGCCGCAUGACUAUACAGCUCGUGAGGUGCAGGUGCUUGCCUUGGUAGGCUCUCCUGUAUCGAAGGCGAUCGGAAAACGCAUCAUGAUCGAAGAAGCCUCGAAUGGUGACCAACUGGAUGACGACCUUGUGCUCAUGGGACCUAUGAACAAAGUAUGGCAGAUCCUCGUCGACUUCACGUCCUAUGCCGAAUGUUCUUCUAAGGAGCCGUUGCCC